GCCGAAGCGGUGACGUCACCGCGUCGAGACUUCCCCCCCAACGGACUCGGACCCAGGCCGUAGUGGAGAUGGCGGUGUCGCUGGGACAGCUGCCGCUGCAGCAGCUGGAGGCGCUGAGGACGCAGCUGGAGCAGGAGUUGGAUUUCCUCUCCACGUCGGUGCAGCAGCUGAAGGUGGCUCAGACCAAGUUCGUGGAGUCCAAGGAAUGCCUCAGCAAGCUCAAUAAAGACAAUGCAGGAAAAGAAUUGCUGGUGCCGCUCACAAGCUCCAUGUACGUGCCGGGGCAUCUGAACGAUGUGGAGCACGUGAUGGUGGACAUCGGCACGGGCUACUACGUGGAGAAGACCGUGGAGGAGGCCAAGGAGUUCUUCCAGCGGAAGAUCGACUUCCUCACCAAGCAGAUUGAGAAGAUCCAGCCGGUGCUGCAGGAGAAGUUUGCGCUGAAGCAGGCUGUGACCGAAACAUUCAACGCGCGAGUCCAGCAGCAGCUGCAGGCCAUGCAGCAGCAGCAGCCGAGCGCGUCCAAGGCGUGACCCCACCGCGGGCGGCUCACCCAUCCCCUCCCCUCCCGGCCUCUCCUCACUCUGAAUGACGACCUCUCCCUGACUUCUCCUGACCCGUUCUUGCCCCACCUGAUUGUCUCCUGACCUGUCUUGACUUCUUCUGACCCCUCCUGACCCCUCUGCACCCCCCCCCACCCCUGCCACCCCUCUCCGCUCCCCCAAUUAUUUAAUGCUGGCGUGUUCACGCCCCGCUGUGAUGACCGCUCGCCGUCUCCCCACGCCGGGCAUCGCACGCAAACAUUUAUCUCUCUCUAGCGCGGGUUUUCAUUUCUAUUUCACCAACGUUCGUUCCGCCUGCGGCUCAGCCACGGGUUCGGUCCCCGAUCAGCGGCGUGCGGCUAGCACCACGCGGCCGACCUCUGACCGUGUCAUCCGGUUCGCUUCCCGGUAACGUCGGCGCACAUUGCGGGCGGAACCGGGUUUUCCGCGUCGGCUUCCCCGGUCGCUAACCCGCCGCCGAGUGGCGUGGUGACGCGCGGUUAAAUAAUCGCCGUGGCCUGACGCUGAUUGGAGGAAGCCCUUAAAGGCAGUGGAGCCGUUGCGCUGCCGGUGGCGAGAUGUUAACCACCUCGUCUGGUAUACAGGAGGUCGUGGGUUCGAUCCAGACCCUGUCGCCUGCUGCUGUAUAUUUGGAGUUUGCGUGUUCUCCCCGUGGUCGCCUGGAUUUCCCUCCCGGGUCCCCCGGUUUUUCCCCUCCACAUUUCGAAUGAACAUCACGCGUUGGGAGUAUUUGGCCGCUAUAAAUUUCCACACGAUGAUAAGCCACUUGGUUGAGCUAUCAUCUGCGGCCAGGUGAAUUCUGCAAAAGAGCUGCUUGGCAGCUCAGUGGAGCCUUACCUGCUGAAAAGAACCAGAUGGAUCGUCUCGUCGGCGUGACGCCGUGCAUCCGUGCACGACGCUCGCGGGGGCUCCCGUGCGUUACGAGAGAAGGGGCAACUUCUGGGCGAGCUCUUGUCUCCAGCAGGGGGCGCUGCACGAUGCGGCACAGCCACGGACGUCGUCGCGAUUGUGGGCACGGCGUCACGUUUCCGUCUCGUCCGUGAGCUCAGAGCUGGCGUUGAACAACUUGUGAAGUUGGUGCCACCUGAGGGUCGGGUCAAAUCGAGCGGCUUCAGUUUGUGUGGCCAACAACAGCGGAUUAUGUCAUAGCCGUGUGCGAAACGAGUCCUCGCAUACAAUGGAACGACCGUUGACCGUAUUAUGGUGCCGCUAAAAAAUUAAAGUUUGUUGCCUGCAAGGUCGCGCGUGUGCUGGUGUUGUUCGUCUGCCUGUGGCGCCGCUGCGAGUUUAGAGACAAACCCCUCGAGGGUUUGCCGGGUGGUCGACGAGAGCCGAACAGCGUUGCGAAGGAAUCGUGAGCAGCCUGGAAGUGUGUGAACAGAGUCGAUCGAGGUUCUCGGCCGCUGACUUUCACACCGAGAGUCACGCGUCGAGAGGAGGGAGGAAAUCCCAGGAAACGGAGGCUUCACUUUUCCGUAUCGCACAUUGAGUGGCACUCUUACGCCGUACGAGGAACAACAUCUCGUCCUGUGCUGAAGUCGUUCUGCCGUGGGCGGUGACGAUUUGUGCUCUCGCCCGCGGACUCUUCUCGGGCCUGGAGUUUCACCAAGUAAAGUGACGAAUCAAA
Messenger RNA from Lethenteron reissneri (Far Eastern brook lamprey), 2190 nucleotides. RefSeq names its product prefoldin subunit 5 (gene PFDN5). Gene Ontology annotation, cellular component: prefoldin complex; cytoplasm. The record is from RefSeq and is a predicted model, not a curated record. Gene Ontology annotation, biological process: RNA polymerase III assembly; protein folding; RNA polymerase I assembly. NCBI's taxonomy places the organism in Eukaryota, Metazoa, Chordata, Hyperoartia, Petromyzontiformes, Petromyzontidae.